GCAGGAUCGCAAGCGCGAUGUUUGCUCGGUGAGGUGGCGGGUCGGUCGUUAGUUCCGGAGUUUCGUCCACGCGCGCGGUUACCCCGAAAUCGAGAAAAGGAAUCCUCGGGAAUCGAUUGACCGCGCGUGCUUGCCGUCUGCUACGAGCGACCAUGGAAAGUUAGGUUAGGCGAAAGGAUUUCCGAGCGAGGUGGUCGUCGUCCUUCCUGUUCUUCCGGGCUGCGACGUACGCCAGGACGCAUCUCCGGUUGCCGAUGAAGCGAGACGAUCGGUGGGAGCGGCAUGUGCGGACUCCGAGGAUGACGUAAGGUGACGGGCGAAUCGACGGGGCCGUUGAUUCAAGUUGCUUCCACGUUGGGACCGCAGAAGACGAGAUUGUAGAAAUUCCGCCGAGCCGAAAAGUGGAAUUCUGGGGGAAAGGAAAGGACGCCAAAAUGGGAGAACGCAAGGGUCCGAAGGCCCUGGAGCUGUGGUGCCGAAGGAUCACCGAGGGGUAUCCUGGGGUAAACGUGCAGAACAUGACCACCUCGUGGCGAGACGGUCUCGCCUUCUGCGCAAUGAUCCAUCACUUUCGUCCUGAUCUCAUAGACUUCGACAGCCUACACAAGGAUGACGUUUACGGGAAUAACGAAUUGGCCUUUCGUGUCGCUCAGCAGCAUCUGGGGAUUCCGGCACUUCUCGAUGCAGAGGACAUGGCUUCCUGCACGGUGCCAGAUCGAUUGUCGAUCCUGACUUACCUCGCACAGUUUUAUCAGACCUUCGGAGCCUCCUCGCCCAGCAGGCUGGCUACGAACAGACCGACCGAAAUGCCCGACGGAAGAAUCGCUCCAGUCCCGACGUCUCCUCCACCCAAGACGGAUCAGCGAGUGGCGAUGCGGAGAGAUGCGUGUUCGAUCUGCGGACUUCCGGUAUUCCUGGCAGAGAAGUUGGUCAUCUCGAGGACGGUUUAUCACAGGACGUGCUUCCGGUGCGCACGCUGCAACAACCAGCUUACCCUCGGGAACUACUACGAAACCGAGGAUGGUCAAUACUGUUGCGAGACGUGUCCCGACGAAGAAAAAGCAUCAUCCGAUCCGAUUGCAGGUACUACGCGCAGAGUCCCCAAAAUUCUUGACCAUCCGGCGUCUUCCGAGGUCCGGAUGUCUCUCAGCGACGAGGAAAAGUCGGAGAGACGCACCGUGACGUCAAAGGACCCUGAAAAAUCGGAGAAGCUCGACUUCUGGGUCAGAAAACAAUCAAAUGGCGCUUCGCAAACUGCGAAAAGUAGGCUGAACUUUAUGACGGAUUACUUGCUCUCGGGAGAAAAGGACGAAAUUUCGGUUGUUCGGGUCCCCCCAAGUUUCGCGGACGACGGAUCGAACUUGCAGCGUGAUUCCCCGUUGACCGCAUCCAGCGAUUCUAUUUCUUCGCUGACUGCCUCUCGCGAGGACAUUGCGGAGGAAUAUCAAGUAACUGAAAAUGGUCGCGUCCCAACGAGUGGCUGCGCCUCUGACGGAACGUUCUGGAAUCGGAUCGGGAAAGCCAACACGGAUAGUGAUCGCAGCGCCCCCGUCGAGCAGCUUCGGAACGAAAGUAAAGCACAAGACGGGGAUAAUGGCGCAGGUAGCGGAGACUCCUGGAAAGGGUCCAACGAGGGUGAUGUCAAGAAAGAACGCGGCAAACCCCAGAAAAAUGAAACUGGAAACGGAGACGCCGAUAGUGACCUCGGCACCCCUAACGGGAUGCGUAGGAACCAAACUAGGGAGUGGGACAUUAAGAACAAACGUAGCGCCCUCGAUGACACCCCGAAGGAGAAUGUAGAUAGUUCUGUAAAUAAUUAUUUAGAGACUAACGUUAACGGUACGCAAAGCGAUAAUCAGUUACUUCCUGCUAUUUCAACCCCUGACGCGAGUCGCGUCGAGUUAGUUUUUAAGAAAAGUACCAAAGACGCGCCCAAGAUUACCGAAAGCAAGGACAAGGGAGAAGGGAACUUGUCGCUGGUGCAGAGACGGCUCAAGAUGUUCGAAAGCCAAGGCGAUAAAAAAGCCGAAAGGACGAGCAGGAUCGUGGAUGCUGCGAGAGUUACGGAAUGCGGUGCCGAAGACGUCACGGACAGGGGCACUUCGGAACAGCAGCCGAGUGCUCUAGGACAAUCCCUAGCCUCGUCCAAUUUAUCGGAGCAAAAGGAGUCUAAAUCUCUGGAAAAGGUUCCUGUCGACUCGCCGAGAAUUCCUGAAAAUACUUUGGAAUUGCCCGGGUGGAGGGAAUCGGUGACUCGGCUCGCGGACGUUCAUCCUUUAAAAGCACCCGAGAGUCCUAGCGGAAUAACGAAGAGGGCAGAACCUUCGGAGAUUACUCCCCCGAAAUUAAAACAACGAUUGCACAGCACGGACAAUCGGAGUGGGGCACUUAAAAACUUAAAUACUUCUGAAAACUAUCCGGAGAACUUGAAUCCCUUUGGGAGCGACGACGAGGACACGUCGGAAGACGGGACCCGGCAACGGUCGAGUCUAGAUAAUUCGAAGAACACCGAAGUGUCGACGAAUCCUUUCGACGAAACCGACGAUGAAGAAUUCAUCGAGGAAGUGACUCCUCCUCGGCCUGCUGCUCGAAAUCGGGAUGCAUCUCAGGCGCCCACCAAAAGGAGGCUUCAAGCACCCCAGAUAAAUUUGAAUCCAUUUUGGAGCGACGACGAGGAACACGACGAUGAAACCGUUUGCACGGACCAGACCGUGUCGGUACCAAUUCCUAAACCACGUUCAGUCAAGCAGGUUUCCGAGACGAGUGGAUAUCGGCCAAAGACUGACCUGAAUCGAAGCAGUGUUUAUGCCUCCAACAAUUCGAUAGCCAGCACUGGAUCGAGCAGCACACCUGGCGGUACCUAUCGGAAAAAGAAGCCAGCUCCUCCACCACCAACCACGCAACAAGUCUUUUCCGACGAGGGCGGUUCCACUCGGAUUUCCACCAUCCCGUCCGACGAUUCCCCAUUGGCCAGUUUGCCGAAUUCUUCUCCUCGGACAACACCGCGACUGCGCAAAUCAAGACUUGCCCCCCCGCCGCCGACGCCGACCAGCGUUCCAUGCAUCACUUCUGCCACUCCAAUAUCGGGCUCAGAUGAAUCACCGAUCACAAACCCACAAGAAAUCGACGCCGACAAGCCAAAAAUAUGGGAUGAACAGAAGAGUAAUAAAGACGAAGCGAACAGAAGUAAACAAUCCGUGGUAACCGUAAUUGCAGAGAAAAAUGACGAGGUGCACUCGUACGUCCCGCAUCCGGACAAGAGCGUACAGGGCAAGUGGAAGAGGAAAAAGGGUCCAGCGCCAUCUCGGCCAAUUCCCCAUAGACGAAAGAUUAAAGUAAUGUCCAUGAAAGACGUAAAGUUAGAACUGGAUGAAAUUGAAUUGCAACAGCAGGGAUUGGAGAAGCAAGGGGUGAGACUGGAGCAGCUUAUUCGACAUAAGUCGGAAAGUGGUCUAGUGACCGAGGAUUCGAGCUUGAGUUCAUACGUGGAAGAACUAGUGCUGGAACUUUUCGCACUCGUGAAUGAGAAAAAUGAACUGUUCAGAAGACAAGCAGAAUUGAUGUUACUCAGACGACAGCAGAGAUUAGAAGAGGAGCAUGCCGAAGUCGAGUAUCAAAUUCGUUGUCUUAUGAAUCAACCAGAGGCGACGAAGACUGACUUUGAUAAACAGCACGAAGAAGGGUUGAUACAGAGAUUGCUAGAGAUAGUAGAAAGACGUAACCAAAUUGUCGAAUGCCUCGAAAUGGACCGACGCAGAGAAGUCGAAGAAGAUCUCAGUAUAAACAGACAAAUAGGAUUGUUUGUAGCGAGAAGCAAAGGAGACCUCGCACAUAAUUGUGAACACUCGAAUCGCUCAAACAAACAGAAGAAAGGAAAAGUCAAGGAGAAAAAAUCAAAAGGUUAUAAAAAGGAUGUUGACAAGGACAUUGACGAAGCGGAAGCCAAACUGAAACAUGUGAAUAAAAAGAAAUGGUUUUGAAAACGCGAACAAUGUAUGCUGUUGUCAAAUGAUAAUUGAACAUAAUUACUUAUCCUAAGGACUAUCUGAUACUUUUAUAAAUAUUUUUAAUGUUGUUUUAUAUGUGAAUCAGGGUAGUUAAAUAAGAACGAUAAAAGUACUGAUUCGGUAGAAAGACAUUUCAUGAUUUUCAUUAGGUGUAUUUAAAGUACUUAUGCUGUAUGUAGAGUUAAAUAUUGAUUUCUUUUACAUACGUCAAUUUGCGUACAUGGAGAUUGUUCAUCUGCAACAAACUGCUACCAAAUGUUAUUCUUAUUGUUUUCCAUUACCUUUUUUUGUUAUAUACCCAUUAAAAUGUUCCUCUAUCGUUA
This is a messenger RNA of Orussus abietinus, 4330 nucleotides long. RefSeq names its product MICAL-like protein 1 (gene MICAL-like). The coding region runs from base 435 to 3980 and encodes 1181 amino acids. The record is from RefSeq and is a predicted model, not a curated record. The transcript is spliced from 12 exons. NCBI's taxonomy places the organism in Eukaryota, Metazoa, Arthropoda, Insecta, Hymenoptera, Orussidae. Gene Ontology annotation, molecular function: protein binding.